AUGGAUGACAUCUUGGCUGCCAACUGGAGCGCCCAGGAGGCCAAUGCCAGCACCGCAUCUCUGGAGGACCCUUUGGGGAACCGCACAGUGGCUGGACCCCCGAAGCGCAAUGAGGCGCUGGCACGCGUGGAGGUGGCCGUGCUGGGCCUCAUCCUGGUGCUGGCCCUGAGUGGCAACGCGUGUGUCCUGCUGGCCCUGCGCAUCACCCGCCGCAAGCAGUCUCGCCUCUUCUUCUUCAUGAAGCAUCUCAGCAUCGCUGACCUGGUGGUAGCCGUGUUCCAGGUGUUGCCACAGCUGCUUUGGGAUGUCACAUUCCGUUUCCAAGGGCCUGAUGCGCUGUGUCGCCUGGUGAAGUACCUGCAGGUGGUGGGCAUGUUUGCCUCUACCUACCUGCUGCUACUGAUGUCUUUGGACCGCUGCCUUGCCAUCUGCCAACCCCUACGGUCCCUGCGUCGUCGGGCUGACCGCCUGGCCGUCCUGGCCACUUGGCUGGGCUGCCUAGUGGCCAGCGUGCCCCAGGUGCAUAUCUUCUCCAUGCAUGAAGUGGCCGAUGGUGUCUUCGACUGCUGGGCCGUGUUCAUCCAACCCUGGGGGCCCAAGGCUUAUAUCACCUGGAUCACAUUGGCUGUCUACAUUGUGCCGGUGAUCAUCCUGACUGCCUGCUAUGGUCUCAUCAGCUUCAAGAUCUGGCAAAAUGUUCGACUCAAGACGGCCGCCCAGGUGGCUGAGGAGCUCCAGGGGGCCAAUGCAGGGCGCCAGGCCCUGGCCCGGGUCAGCAGCAUCAAUCUCAUCUCCAAGGCCAAGAUCCGGACGGUCAAGAUGACUUUCAUCAUCGUGCUGGCCUUCAUCUUCUGCUGGACGCCUUUCUUCUUCGUGCAGAUGUGGAGUGUCUGGGAUGCCAACGCGCCCAAGGAAGCCUCGGCCUUCAUCAUCGCCAUGCUGCUGGCUAGUCUCAACAGCUGUUGCAACCCCUGGAUCUACUUGCUGUUCACCGGCCAUCUCUUCCACGAGCUCCUCCAGCGCUGCUUCUGCUGCUCGGCUGGACACCUGAAGUCCAGUCGGCCUGGUGAGACCAGCGUCAGCAAGAAGAGCAGCUCGUCCACCUUUGUGCUCAGCCGACACAGCUCCAGCCAGAGGGCCUCCAUCCAGCCAUCCUCCAUGUGACAGCAACAUCUGUCUGCCACCCCCCUGGCUGGCUGAGCACUGGAGGGUGAGGGGAGCCUAGCUGUCACCAAGUGCCCAGAUGGACCAGCUGGCUCCCCAACCUGUGCUGUGACCCUGGAUG
Molecule: messenger RNA, 1285 nt
Organism: Suncus etruscus (white-toothed pygmy shrew)
Lineage: Eukaryota; Metazoa; Chordata; Mammalia; Eulipotyphla; Soricidae
Gene: OXTR
Product: oxytocin receptor
Exons: 2
Coding region: 1-1164 (387 amino acids)
Biological process (GO): positive regulation of vasoconstriction; G protein-coupled receptor signaling pathway; female pregnancy
Cellular component (GO): membrane
Molecular function (GO): vasopressin receptor activity; peptide binding; oxytocin receptor activity
Source: RefSeq, a predicted model, not a curated record